Molecule: messenger RNA, 531 nt
Organism: Fragaria vesca subsp. vesca
Lineage: Eukaryota; Viridiplantae; Streptophyta; Magnoliopsida; Rosales; Rosaceae
Exons: 3
Coding region: 1-531 (176 amino acids)
Source: RefSeq, a predicted model, not a curated record
AUGGCAUUAACAAAAAUCCAACUCUUAGUUUUAGCUGCAGCUUUGAUCAACAUCUCUCUUUUCUGCAAAAUCGGUUCUGCAGAUGAAGAUGGGCCUGAAACAGGUGACGUACCGCAAACAGGCGGUGGCCAAGAAUUUGAUCCAGCUCAAAUUGUUGCCAAAGCCUUGCUGUGUUUCAAUGAUAACUAUGUAUACAGCAGCUGCCAAGCGUCUUAUAGGUUGAAUGAGAGUGGAGAUCUGAAUGUUCCUAAAGAGAAAACCGACGAGUUCUGCAAUGGCGCUUGCCUCACAGAGACACACCUUGUGCUCAACUGUGUUGAUCACAUUUUGAACAACUUCAUCUUCUACAACAAGGCCACUGUAAGAGAUGUUAGAGAUACGAUUCAUGCCGGAUGUGGAUAUGGCCCCGAAAGAGGUGACUUCAACGUGGCUGAGCAUAUGGCUGUGACGAGUGAGGCACACAAGGCUGCAAAUUACCAGAUUAUUGUUGGGUUUAUCUUGAUGGUUUUGGGAAAUGGAUCACUGUUCUGA